Molecule: messenger RNA, 648 nt
Organism: Acanthoscelides obtectus
Lineage: Eukaryota; Metazoa; Arthropoda; Insecta; Coleoptera; Chrysomelidae
Source: the annotation of a GenBank genome assembly
CUUCCUUUACCCAAAUAUUGACCUAUCAACAAAUUUGCUGGUUGAAACUAGUAUCAUUUCUUUUCAAAACUUAAGCAAUGUGAAAGGAUCAUAAAAAUGGCAGGUUUUUCUUUAAUAUGGAAUCGGAGGAAUUGGAUAUACAGAUUCGCAGCCAUGGUUUGCACGUCGGAUAUCGUUUGUGGCCGGCUUUAUCCGGUUAUCUAAAUUUUGUGUUUUGUGCGUUUUGUGAAUAAAAAAAAGGAAAAUUUAGUUGUAAGAAGCGAAAAAUUGAAAGUCGAAAAAAGAGACAAAAUGGGCCACGGUUUCGGAGAAUUAUAUAAACUAAGGGGAAUAAUCACCUACAGGAUUUCCCCCUUUGAACUGAAAGCAUUUGCUGGUGUUAUCUCCCAUGGAUUCCCAAACACAAUAAGGAGGAUAGCUGAGAACGUAUUGUAUAUUGUUCCACCAAUGGCUAUUGGCUACCUAGUUUAUGAUCAGGUAGAAAAAGGACACCACCAACUCAUGCUGAAGAACCCUGCUGAUUAUGAAAAUGACAAGUAGCCUACUUAUCUUUGGUGAAAAUCUGAAUACCACAGAUCAUAGUAAACUUAGUUCUUAAAUGUACACACCACUUAUACAUUUUAUUUAAUACAAUUUUUUGUUUCAUUA